UUCGAUGACACGUGUUUUGGGAUAAGUGGAAAUAUGAGCGUCGAAUCUGAUAAAACAAAGACAUCGAUUCAGGCGCCGCGUCCAUCGUCGCCGCGAAAGUUUUUCGCGCGUAUCUAUGGUCACCUGGAGGAGAAGGAGAGUGAGCCGGUGCGUGGAGGGUGUGAGAGUGGAUCGUCGUCGGAGGUCGAGGUGGAGGAGAGUGGCAGUGACAGGACUCCGCCGCUUUGGCCGCCGCCGCCGCUGCCGCUCUGUCCGCGGCCGAUGCUGCUGCCGCAUCAGCAGCUGGCUUUUGGAGCUGGUCUUGCUGCUUUUCUGGCCCGAAGACGUCGAAAGGAGAGCCGUCCACGAAGACAACGCACCACCUUCUCUGCACAUCAGACCCUGAGGCUGGAGUUGGAGUACGCGAGAGGAGAAUAUGUAGCAAGAGCUAGAAGAUGUGAACUAGCUUCGGCGCUAUCGCUAAGCGAGACGCAGGUCAAGAUCUGGUUCCAGAACAGACGAGCCAAGGAUAAGAGGAUUGAAAAGGCGCAUCUUGAUCAACAGUACAGGCAUUUGGCGGCCGCAUCUGGCUUGUUUCCGACAGUGUUGCCGCAAUCUUAUUGCCCUCCGUGUCCAUGCCUGCCGGCUCAUGCACCGACUUUAGACAAAUAAAGGCCCGUGUACACCUGACACGUAUCUAGCACGUGCAUAGCAAAAUUCUAUGGUAAUUUUCGCACGUGCACACACAUGCGUUACAAUUCCAUAUAACCGUGCUGCUAAAGUGCUCCAUAGGAAUUUAUUGUGCACGGGCCUAAGUACUCGACAAUGUUGACUCGACGACAGUGAAGUAAAGCAGGCUAAAAUCUAGUCAGACUAAUAACUGAAUACGUCAAUCGUGACUAAUAUAGUCAACCAGUCAAAUAAUCAUUUGAUAAAAUAUUUAAAAUAUUACUUAAAUCGUACUUAAAUACAGGUAACAUGAUUGAACCACUGCAACAUGUUUUAGCUCGCUUACGGUUAAAUUUAACACACUAAUCAAGAUUAAAUCAGUCAUGCAUGGUUUAUCAAUCUAUCAAUUUAUUUGUAAAACUUGACAUGGAAAAUGAUACUGGGUCGCGUCAUAUUGCGUAUAACCAUGAGUUAGUGAUCAAUAUUCUAGUCCCUACUGUCUAUUGAAAUACUUAACUACGUAUAUAAUUAGGUUCCACACGCUCCACACUAUCGCCGAGGUCAGACAGAUCACGCGAAUCCAUGAACAUUGCGUAUGGAAGCUUUUAUUUACCGCGAUGAAAUACCAACAAUGUAUACCGAAUCCGUCAAAGUUUGGAGAACUGUCCCACAAUAGUGUGGAGUCGGCAUUACAUGAGUGUCAUUAGUACCUGCUAUAACUAAACUCCUACAAAUUCCAUGUAAAAAAUCUAAAAAAGAUAACUACAGUUUCACUCCGAUACAAUCUGACAAUAAAAAGUGCUCAAAUACUAACACCACUAAUAUAAUUUAUAUCAGUGAUUUUACCAUCAAUCAAUACAGAUAAUAAUAUUAAAAUGUGUGUUCAAGAAACAGAUUUCAAAUAAACACAGACAAGUGUCUUUGUGUCUCUCUUUCUAUUAUAGCGAGGUGUCAGCACGAGAUUUGAGGAAGUCUCCCACAGACUUAUAACUUAGUCUCUUCAAAAUGCUUAUUAAUAACAUUCGGCCAAAGUUUGCAUUUUGUUCUACAUAUGUUUGUAAGAUAGAUAUUUAUCAUUACAUAGUAUAAAAGAAACUUGCUUCCCCGCGUCUAUAUCCCAAUGUACGUUUAGUUCUUUAAAGCUACGCAACGGAUUUUGAUGUGGGUUUUUUAAUUGAUAAUAUGAUUCCUGUGUAUAAUUUAUUAUGGUUUUACCAGAGCGAAGCUGGGGCGGGUCGCUAGUUAUGAAUAAUAUAAUAACAAUGAUCACAUCCUCAUCCGAUACACGCUGCUAUAUUAUUUAUAUCUAUUGUCUGGCUCUUUUUUGUUUAAGGUUUAUGUAAGCAUAAGAUAGUAAUGACAAUGCAUAUUAUUGAUGGACGGAUGAUUUUCAACCUUGUAAGUAAAAUAUGAAAUGUGUGUUCACAAUUGUAUAUACUUUAGAUAUCUAUUUAUUAACGUAUGGUAUCAAUAGCUAUGUAUCUGUAAAUUCGUGAAUCUCUUUGUCCUUAGUUCGUGUAAAAAACAUACGAUAUUUCAUAUUGUUCCUAAUAUUCUUCACUAUGUAUAAUAAUGUAAAUACGUAAUAUAGUAUUAACGUUGUGUGUCACGCGAGAUAAGAACGGUUGAAAUAAAAGAUAAACAAUGUUAUUGAAUAUGUUUUAUUCAGGCAAAGUCACUUACCAUGGCCUUUUCCACCAGCGACUCGUCCACGUGUAGAAGAGUCCAUGGAAAAUAGUAUUUAAAUAUUUAAUUUUAGGCACACCAAUAUAACAAAAAUAUUUUUAACUUCGCACUCUAUAAUGGCGAAAUAAAAUUGUAUCCCAAGAGAAUAUAACAAUAACACAUAAAAUGUAACUAAAUAAAUUACAAAUUUUACAGUCAAUGUGAAAAAAUCAAAACAUUUUCUUUAUGAUCAGUCAAAACUAUAACAAUCUAUAUAUUGUAUUUAAACGAAUAACAGUUCAUCGUUAAUAAAAAUGUAUCCUACAUAUCUAACACCGAGAUUGUUAAAAUGUCAUACACACUGCUAUUUGUUUUAUAUAUUUUCAAGUUAAUUAUUGUGAUUAAUAUAAGUCGUAACUUAAAAUUAAUAAUAAUAAAAUGACCUCUGCAUAGAUAUUCAGUAUGCAUUCUGGAAUGUCAUAGCUAGCAUUAGCUAAUCGGAUGAUUCAUUCAUUAACAUAAUGUCAAUUAAACAGUACUUAUAUUAUCGAAUAUAUCUUCUUACAGACUAGAAACGCAAAUUGCUAUCGCCACAGCUUUUACAAUAGAAUAAAACUUGUGAUUAUCGUCAUAAUAAAAUUCAUAUUUUUUU
Plodia interpunctella (Indianmeal moth) is the source of this 2965-nucleotide messenger RNA. RefSeq names its product rough (gene ro). Gene Ontology annotation, biological process: regulation of DNA-templated transcription. Bases 34 to 651 code for a protein of 205 amino acids. The transcript is spliced from 4 exons. NCBI's taxonomy places the organism in Eukaryota, Metazoa, Arthropoda, Insecta, Lepidoptera, Pyralidae. The record is from RefSeq and is a predicted model, not a curated record. Gene Ontology annotation, molecular function: DNA-binding transcription factor activity, RNA polymerase II-specific; DNA binding.